AAGAAUGCCUAAUUUUGCCGCCAACUCUUUCCUUUCUUCCUCUUUUAUUACGUACGCAGAAAAGCAUGUCAAUCAACGCAAACAAUCCUUUUCCUUUCCUUCCCUUCCCUUUUCUUCCUUCUCAACCAAAAAUGAACCCCUUCUCUUUUCUCUCUCUCUCUCUAUAUACAUACAUAUAUAUCAUCACCGGGCAAGUCUCACCAUCCAUCAUUGCGAACUCUACAAACCUUCCUUUCAUUUCUUUCCGGUUUCAUCUCCUUCUUCUUUUCUUUUUCUUUUUUCUUUUUAUAACAAAAGAUGGAGUCUCAAGAACCAAAGGUUACCGGCUCCCCUUUGAUGUACUCCAACCGGGUGACGUUGAAAACCAUAUUGGAAAGUAGUGAUGGCGAGAUGGUGUUGGUUGGUGAGACCGUGGUGGUUGGUGGGUGGGUCAAAUGUUACAAGGAGGUGAAGAAGCACCGUGCUUCCGACACUGACCAUGCCUCUCCGGGGCGUCAAGGCUUAACCUGUUUGGGUAUUCUUAAAUCUCGAAUCCCACGUUUCAGGACUAUUAUUAGGAUUUUGUGUGGUCCUGCUAGUUCCCCAGCUGUUCGAGAAGAGCUCGAGCCUUUGGUUCCCAAACCAACACUUCCUUCCACUUUCUUUCUACAAAUUAAUGAUGGCUCUUGCACUUCAUGUCUUCAAGUCGUGAUUGAUUCAACGAUAGCUCCAGUAUCUGCAGGCCAGAUUCUACCGACUGGAACAUGUAUAUUAGCCCGGGGUGUCUUGGAAAAACUUUCAGCUAAUGAGAAACAAAUAAUUCAGCUUAAAGCAGAAAAGAUUCUUCAUGUUGGAACUGUUGAGCAAGAUAAGUAUCCUUUGUCAAGGGAAAGACUACCUCUUGAUUCUUUAAGGGAGUAUCCCCAUAUUCGUCCCAGGACAACUAUGGUGUCAUGUGUUACACGAAUUCGGGCCCUAGAUUUUGCAACCCACACAUUCUUCCAGAAAUAUGGUUUCCUACAUGUGCAAGUGCCAAUCAUCACAACUACAGACACUGAAGGGUUUAGUGAAAAGUUUCAUGUUACAACUCUUUUGGGAAAAACAAGCAAGGAAAAGGAGCCGGUCGGUGUUAGUGAUGCUGAUGUUGUUAGCCUUGAAACUGCUAAGGCAGCUGUUAAGGAGAAAUCAGCGGUAAUUGAACAACUCAAGAGAAGUGACGGGAAUAAAGAGUCACUUAUUGUAGCAGUUCAGGAUCUGCAGAAAACAAAUGAAUUAGCACGGCAGAUCGAAGCAAGAGAAAAAUCCAAACCAGUAACUGCAGUGAAGCCUGACUUACUGAACUUCAAUGAUGAUUUCUUUGGUCGCCCUAGUUAUUUAACUGUCUCUGGUCGCUUGCAUUUGGAGAGCUAUGCAUGUGAUAUUGGAAAUGUCUACUCAUUCGGACCCAGAUUUCAAGCUGAUAAAACAGUGUCCUCCAAACAUGUGGCUGAAAUGUGGACUGUUGAGGUAGAAAUGGCUUUCUCAGAGUUAGGGGACGCUAUGGAAUGUGCAGAGGACUAUUUCAAAUUUCUCUGCAAAUGGAUAUUGGAUAACUGUCCAGAAUACAUGAAGUUUGUCUCAAAAACAAUUGACAAUACUAUUACUCAUCGUCUUGAAUACAUGACGACAAGUUCUUAUGACAAGAUUUCCUAUGGAGAGGCAGUAGAAAUUUUGAGAAAGGUCCCAGAUAAGGCUUUUGAAACACAACUACAGUGGGGCGUCCCUUUGACAGCCGAACAUCUAAGCUACUUGGCCGAUGAUCACUAUCAGAGGCCUGUAAUUAUUUAUGAUUAUCCAAAAGCAGUUAAGCCAUUUUAUGUACGCUUGAAUGAAGAUGGAAAAACAGUUGCGGCCUUUGAGCUGGUUGUACCCAAGAUUGGAACAGUGAUAACAGGGAGCCAAAAUGAAGAGAGCUUUAACGUGCUAAAUACAAGGAUCACGGAAUUUGACUUGUCAAUAGAUCAAUAUGAAUGGUACCUAGAUCUUCGCCGGCAUGGAACCGUCAAGCACUCUGGAUUUAGCCUACGGUUUGACCUGAUGGUUCUCCUUACCACCGGCCUCAUUGAUGUCAGAGAUGUAAUUCCUUUUCCUAGAAGUCACGGCAAAGCCAACAGCUAAGGUCCUUUAAUGUAAUAUGAUUAGGGGCUAAAACUUAAAAGCUGAAUUUACAAAAUUGAAUAUUGUGUAAGGUUCUUCUGAUCCUAUUGAUCGAGUCUUAACUCGAUUGGUAUCAGCAUUAUUGUCAGUGUAAGAGAACAUGGAUUUAAGGUGCUGGAGCACAUUAUCCUCAUGUAUAAAAGUUGAGAGAGGCUAUUGAUAGUUGUA
This is a messenger RNA of Gossypium raimondii (Peruvian cotton), 2343 nucleotides long. RefSeq names its product asparagine--tRNA ligase, cytoplasmic 2. Gene Ontology annotation, cellular component: mitochondrion. Lineage: Eukaryota; Viridiplantae; Streptophyta; Magnoliopsida; Malvales; Malvaceae. Gene Ontology annotation, molecular function: asparagine-tRNA ligase activity; ATP binding. The record is from RefSeq and is a predicted model, not a curated record. Gene Ontology annotation, biological process: asparaginyl-tRNA aminoacylation.